AUACCGAAGGUCAUUGGCACAACUUCAAAACACAGGUCCGAAAAGGUACAAUGCUCAUUAUGUAGCAGUAAUGCAUAGCCAUGAACACCAAGUCUGGUUCACACAGUAAGCAUAGGCUAGGUCAGAAAGUUAUGUUAAGUCAGACUUUCUGAGGACGUAGCUGACGACAAGCUACAACAUCAAGUUAAUGAUACACGUUUAAUAUAAGUGCUGGAUGGAGAUACGAGUGUAACAUGAAAGUACAAGAGGAACAAGAUAGAAGGAUACAAGUGAUGUCAGCAAUCCUGGAUUGGGUGUUCCCUGCAGAGUAGUGAUAGUUAGUCCAGGUACAAGGACAAAGACAAAUGUGGUCUUCCUGACAUUCUGUUGGGAGGAAGUGUGAUAUUCAGAAAGGAAGAGACAUACACACAGCGCAGUUUUACCUCGUGUUUCUGAAGGUCCGCUCACUCCUCUCAAGAUGCUUUUGGGAUUUGUCUUCUUUUUCUUCUCCCUGGGAUACGUGACCUGCGCUGUGCCCAAUGUGAGCUGUACAAUCAUGAACUUGGAAUAUAUAGACUGCAGCUGGAGUGAAAAUGGGAUCCCAGAGUUCAACUAUACUUUCCAGAGCAGUUUGAAGAACAAAGACAGCUUCAGAGAGUGUCCCACCUACCUACAGGAGGGGGCACACACUGUGGGCUGCAGGCUACCUUAUGAAAAAGGCAAUAAGUUUGAUCGACUCUUCAGCAACCUGUCUUUGGACAACAGCUUCUCGUGGAAUGAGCAGGAAAUUGACCUUCAAAAUAGGGUGAAACUGAUGCCCCCCCACAAUCUGUCAGUAGAGAGGCAAAGUGGCUCUGAGCUGUGGCUGUACUGGAAUAUUAGUGCACCAAGCGACUGUAUGGAGAGUGAGGUGUCCUAUAGGAAGAACACUGACCAGGUGGAGAAAACAACCGGUGAAUUACCUGGCAAGUCUUUCAGCCUGCCCUUCCCAUCAGAGAACUACCGCUAUACUUUCCGAGUGAGAACCCGUGUGAUGGACUCUUGUUUCCGGUCCAACUGGAGUGCCUGGAGCACACCUGUGUACUGGGGUGAAAUAAAAGGGAAUAGUACAAGCACAGAACCAAAUGAUGGACACUCCAUGAACUGGCUGACAUUUGUGAUAGCAGUCGUGGGCUGUGUGCUGUUUGUCGCAGUUUUUGUUGGUUUCCUGUUUCAAAAUGAGAGGCUGAGGGUCAUCCUUAUUCCAAUUGUGCCAAAUCCUAGCAAGACCCUGGAUGAGCUUCUUUAUACCUACAACGGAAAUGUGGAGGACUGGCUCCAUAUCUCCCACGACUUUGUGGCAGGAUUCAAGCCCAACUUCUCUGAGCCUGCCUGUCCCGUGCAAGAGUACAGCCUCGUUCCUCAGACGAGCCUCAGUGGUUCAGAGGGUUCUCUUCCAGUUCUCUUUGAUGAAUCAGAUUGCCUGUACACAUCGUGCUCCACCUCUAAUUCCAGCAUACCUUCCUCACCCGCAAAUACACCACCUGGCUUGGUUUAAAAAAACCAAAAGCAAACCUAUUCCUCAUGGUGGACGAAGUACACAAAUCCUGUACGGAUACCCUUGCUAAAUAUUACUCCACUAGAAGUAUCUGUUUUUAAAAAUACUUAAGUAUCAAAAGUAAAAAGUACUAUUAUUUAGUAUAUUUAGGUUAUGUUUGUCAGGGGUUGCUGACAUGACAAACAAUUUUAAAAUACAGUAGGCAAACUAAAUUGUUCACCUCCUAACAUACUGUAUGUAAGAGUGAAAACUGGUAUAAAUACAAAUUCACAGUUUAAUUUAAAAAAAUGGAACAAAGGCACCAUCAAUUCCAAUAUUUCACUAUCAAAUCAAGACAUAUUGAGGUUUCCUGGCGACUUAAGGUCUUUCCACACCAAGGACGUGACGAAUGAACGACACGAAAAUGCGAAUAAUAUCGAAUUUUGACGCGCCUGACUAUUCACAUCAAGCGCGACUUGAUACAUUAUUAAAGGUUCUAAAAAAA
This is a messenger RNA of Anguilla anguilla (European eel), 2000 nucleotides long. RefSeq names its product cytokine receptor common subunit gamma-like. The record is from RefSeq and is a predicted model, not a curated record. The transcript has 8 exons. NCBI's taxonomy places the organism in Eukaryota, Metazoa, Chordata, Actinopteri, Anguilliformes, Anguillidae. The coding region runs from base 458 to 1516 and encodes 352 amino acids. Gene Ontology annotation, biological process: cytokine-mediated signaling pathway. Gene Ontology annotation, cellular component: external side of plasma membrane. Gene Ontology annotation, molecular function: protein binding; cytokine receptor activity.